Molecule: messenger RNA, 2391 nt
Organism: Epithele typhae
Lineage: Eukaryota; Fungi; Basidiomycota; Agaricomycetes; Polyporales; Epitheliaceae
Exons: 6
Coding region: 1-2391 (796 amino acids)
Source: RefSeq, a predicted model, not a curated record
AUGUCCACCGAAAGUUUCAUCCAGGCCUUUCUGAAUGAUCCAAACUUCCCUGCCCACCACCGGGUGCCUCCAGCCAUGAACCCAUUCAUGGGUCUCAUGCGUGCAACCUCCAUGCGAGAAGACAAUAUAGGCGCGAAAUUUACCUCCGCCAUCAACAGUGCCAACCUCGUUCUGGGAUUGACGAUGGCGACAAGCGAGAAGAAGGUGGAUGAAGCCAAUCUCCCCGACGUGAAUGAUCCCAACAAGCAGAAAAUCGAUGGCGCUCUCUACCCCUCCGACCACACUCCGACCGACAGCCGACCUCAUUGGGCGGACCAAGUCGUGCCCAUCGAUGUGAUGGCGACGCCAGCUCCUCGCAAGAAGAUUCUCGGACAGAUCGCCCAUCACGUCGAUUCGGUCCUCCUCGAUCAGCAUCGCACCUUCCUCUUCUUCAUCUUCGUCUUCGGCCGCAAGAUCCGGUUCACCCGCUGGGACUACUCUGGCGUCGUCAUCACCCCCCUCUUCGACUACUACCAACAGUGGGAAACAACGUGCAACAUACUCCGGCGUAUCGCCUUCCUCGCCUGUCACGGGCGCGGCGAAGGCGUCGGAUUCGACCCCACCGCCGAACGACUCCGGGAGGGUCACGAUCUCUUCACCAAGAUGACCGAGGUCGCCACACCGAAGCCGACCGACGUUGACCACACCGAGCGCAAGCUGAAGGACGACGAACUCCUCGAAGGGGACAUCACCUUCACCUACGUCCGCGAUCGGUUUCGCGAGUCAAUCCGGACGGGACCGCGGUACGCGUUGUCGGUCCCCGACGAGAACGGCGGCCACAGGAUCAUCCUCGUCGGGCGAGCCGAGUUCGCGGCUGGUGGAGCUACGGGGCGGUUCACCCGCGGCUACAUUGGGUACGACACGAAGACGGGCCUCUUCGUGUGGCUCAAGGACACGUGGCGCCCGGACUACAUCAUAGGGCUGGCGAAGGAAGGUGACACGCUCAAGGCGCUUCACGCAGCGAACGUCACGAACAUUCCGACGCUGGUUUGCCAUGGCGAUAUCGGCGAGCAAGUCACCCGGACUCAUGACUUCUGGACUAAGCGACGCGAUGAGGAGCUCAACGAUAUCGUCGACGGUGUUCCGGAGGCCCAGAAGUCAGGUCCCAGAAAUGCCGGCAAAAGGAAGCUCGAAGACUUGAACACCUCGCAAGGUGUACCGCCUGAUGCUGAUGGUGAUCCCGACUUCAAGAGUAGUUGCCUGUUACGGCGCCACCGACACUACCGCCUUUGCGUCAAAGAGGUCGGACUUCCUCUGGAGUCUUUCACGAGUCCGCGCCAAUUCGUGAGGAUCGUGCUCGACGCUGGAGCAGCGCAUCGCGACGCGUAUCACAAGGGGGACACGUUGCAUCGAGAUAUCAGCGGUGGCAACAUCAUCAUAUACCCUCGCGUGAGAAUCGUGAAAUCCCAUUUCUUGGCCUGGGUGGGGCUUCUCACCGACUGGGAGCUUGCAAAGACAACGGAUGCUCUGAAAUUGUGGACGCGACCCGGUCGAACGGGCACUGCGCAGUUCAUGUCGGUCGCCAUGUUGGAGGGGAACGGCAAAGUCUCUGAGCUCUCAGACGACUUGGAGUCGUUCUUCUACGUCAUCCUCUACUACCUAGUUCGCUUCGUCGAAUCGGACCUUGGUACGGCAGAGAACGUCUUCCUCUGGCUAGAGCACUUCUUCGACUGCUAUGCCGUCGAGGGAGGGAUGCAUACAUGUGGCGCGGCCAAGAAGAACGCUUCAUUCCGUGCUGGACGGCUCAGCAGGAGAAAUUCCUUCGGUUUCGGCACCCCUCUGGACAUGCUCAUCGAUGAUCUUCACACUUCCCUACGCGACUUCUACUACGUCAAACGAUGGAACGAGCAACAGCGCAAGGCCAACGAGCCCGUCUCGGGCCCCAUGGUGGCGGAGCCUGUGGUCCCCUCCAGCCGUGCGUCGUCGCCUCCCCCUGACGACUUGGAAGAGGCAUUCCACGUCAACCGCGCCGGUCUCCCCGCCGACCUCUGGAGGUCUGCCGGCGAGACGCUGCAGAGUUGUGACGACGACGCCUUGGGGCCCACUUCCGAGCAAGAGGACUCCGCGCUCGUGUUCCAGAACUCGGACAGGUUCUUGGCGGUCCUGCAGACGUGCGUGCGGCUGCCCGCGAAGCACUGGGCGCGCUGCAACGAGCCCGCGACGGACCAGCUCCUGGAGCAGUUCGACUCGACUCAGCCGGUCGAGGCGUCGCUCAAGGUGGCCGCUCGGCCCCGAACGCGCCGCGCGACGCCGCCUGUCGGCGACGGCGAAUCUCCCCUGUCUCGCCCGACGAAGAAGGCGAGGACGAGCCUUUUGGACACGCCGAAGGCGAGGAGCGCUCCGGAUAUGUAG